This is a messenger RNA of Schizosaccharomyces japonicus yFS275, 1621 nucleotides long. Its product is annotated as translation initiation factor eIF2 gamma subunit. Gene Ontology annotation, biological process: formation of translation preinitiation complex. Gene Ontology annotation, molecular function: GTP binding; tRNA binding; GTPase activity. The coding region runs from base 275 to 1621 and encodes 448 amino acids. The transcript has a single exon. The record is from RefSeq and is a predicted model, not a curated record. Lineage: Eukaryota; Fungi; Ascomycota; Schizosaccharomycetes; Schizosaccharomycetales; Schizosaccharomycetaceae.
CGAAUAUACAAGAAAAAAUACACCAGUACACAUUCGCAUAUCAAAUGAGAAUGAUUGUACAUUAAUAUCAAUACACUUUUCACUUUCACUCUCGGCUCUGGUUUGAGCGAGCAUUUUUGCCAUUACCACUAACCACCACCGCUGCUCACCACCUGGCCUCAACACUGCUCUAACGUGACAGUGAGAAAGGACAGUCUCCUGUGUAAAGGAUAGAAACCAGUGUUUACAGCGCUCAUUGAAGCCAUCAAUCACUGUAAAAAAACCACAAGACAAUAUGGUUGAAGCACUCGAUCCUACUGAACUGACCCCAGUUCACCCUGCCAUUAUUUCUAGACAGGCCACGAUCAACAUCGGUACGAUUGGUCAUGUAGCACACGGUAAGAGUACCGUUGUUAAGGCUAUCUCCGGUGUGCACACCGUUCGUUUCAAGAACGAGUUGGAGCGUAAUAUUACAAUUAAGCUCGGAUACGCGAACGCCAAAAUUUACAAGUGUGAAAAUCCCGAUUGUCCCCGUCCUGGCUGCUACCGUUCAUACUCCUCUAACAAAGAGGAUGAACCUUUGUGCGAGGUGCCCAAUUGUGGCCACAAAAUGAAGCUGAUCCGUCACGUUUCGUUUGUUGACUGUCCCGGUCACGAUAUUCUCAUGGCUACUAUGCUUAACGGUGCUGCCGUUAUGGACGCAGCCCUUUUGCUGAUUGCUGGCAAUGAACCCUGUCCUCAACCUCAAACGAGUGAGCAUCUUGCUGCCAUCGAAAUCAUGCAACUGAAGCAUAUCAUCAUUUUGCAAAACAAGGUGGAUUUGAUUCGUGAGUCUGCCGCCGAAGAACAUUACCAAUCCAUUCUGAAAUUCAUUAAGGGUACAGUUGCCGAAAACGCACCAAUUGUCCCUAUCUCCGCCCAAUUGAAGUACAACAUAGACGCUAUUCUGGAGUACAUUGUCAAAAAGAUUCCCAUUCCCGUGCGUGACUUCACAUCUGCUCCCCGUCUCAUUGUCAUUCGUUCUUUCGACGUCAACAAGCCUGGUGCCGGUGUUGAGGACUUGAAGGGUGGUGUCGCCGGUGGUUCUAUUCUCACCGGUGUUCUUCACCUUGGCGAUGAGAUUGAAAUCCGUCCUGGUAUUGUUACUAAGGACGAUGAUGGCCGUAUCAAGUGCCAACCCAUUUUCUCUCGCAUCGUCUCUCUUUUCGCUGAGCACAACGACCUGAAGCUGGCCGUUCCUGGUGGUUUGAUCGGUGUGGGUACCACCGUCGAUCCUACCUUGUGCCGUGCUGAUCGUCUUGUCGGUCAAGUUUUGGGUUCUAAGGGCAACCUUCCUGAAGUUUACACAGAGCUUGAGAUCAACUAUUUCUUGCUCCGCCGUCUUUUGGGUGUGAAGUCGGGUGACAAAAACACGACGAAGGUGCAAAAGCUCGCUAAGAAUGAAGUCUUGAUGGUGAACAUCGGUUCGACGUCUACGGGUGGACGUGUCAUGAUGGUCAAGGCCGACCUUGCAAAGAUCCUUCUUACUGCUCCUGCAUGUACCGAGAUUGGUGAGAAGGUUGCUCUUAGUCGCCGUAUCGAAAAGCACUGGAGAUUGAUCGGUUGGGCUAAGGUUGUUGAGGGUAAGACUCUCAAAGUUUAG